AUGCAUUUGCUGUCGCUGAAAACCACACUUUUUGUCGUUUUCGUGUUUGCAUUAUUGUCUUCUUUAAGAGUAUCUGGAAGUGACAUAUGGAAAAGGGAACCACAAAAUCCGCAACCUACGUCAGUUUCCAGUCAGGCAAACACGUCACCAGCAUCUCCGACUUCCUCGGGUACUUCUACCUCUGUUCCCGAUCCACCUGAUCCAAAUAGCCCUGCGAUAUUGGUCCAAAUGACCGAACCUGCCUCUGCCAAAAAUAUCUUGUACAAAAUCGGCUCCAACAUCACUUUUGGAUGGAAAUACUCGGGCGAUUUCGCAUCUGGAUACGCACCGAAAUCUAUCAAUGUCUUUGCACAAUCAUCUCUUGAUCAAAAUAACUAUUACACCAUCGCUGCAAACGCUACCGGUAAUACAACUAAAGUCAUUUGGAUCACUGCAACAGAAUCUUCACUGCCCAUGGCCACCUAUAGAUUGUAUAUAUGUGAUGAGAGAGGAUUAACCGGUGUUCCAAUGCCUGGUGCUUUGUCCGUUUUCUCGGGUCUUCAGUUUGGGAUGUAUACACCUCGUGGACGUACAGAUCUUCCAGCUGUGCUACUUGCGAGGGAGCGAACCUAA
This is a messenger RNA of Acaulospora morrowiae, 612 nucleotides long. NCBI's taxonomy places the organism in Eukaryota, Fungi, Glomeromycota, Glomeromycetes, Diversisporales, Acaulosporaceae. The record is from the annotation of a GenBank genome assembly.